Molecule: messenger RNA, 765 nt
Organism: Brugia malayi
Lineage: Eukaryota; Metazoa; Nematoda; Chromadorea; Rhabditida; Onchocercidae
Exons: 6
Coding region: 1-765 (254 amino acids)
Biological process (GO): intracellular signal transduction
Source: RefSeq, a predicted model, not a curated record
AUGCAAGAAUUAUUGAAUAUUAUAAAUGAGAAAAUUGGUUUAACAAAUGGUGCAAAAAAGUUAUACACAUUAAAUGGAGAGCUUAUUCAAUCAGUGGAACAAAUAAUUAGUGAUAAGGAAUAUGUAGCGGCAACAAAUGUUUUCAAAGCACUUUUAUACGGACAAAUGAAGUUUAUUACAUCUACUGAUAAAAUCGAUAAGCUAACAAUGAUAAAUUCUGAGAUUUCUUCCUUAGCGUCAACGAAAGUAUUAGCAUUACGAAUGUCGAGAAAUGUUGAAAUGAAAAGAGGUUGGCGUAAGGAGAGUGUGGCAGAGAAGAAAAGCAAAAAUAAUGUGCAACCGCAAAGAAAGUUAUCAGAUGGAAACAACAAUGCAUCAAAAGCUGAGCAAACAAAACCAAUAAAAUUAGUAAAAGAGAGUAAUGUGGCUAAAACUACAAUUAGUAACACAUCGCAAGCUGAAAAAGGAGAUGCAGUGAAAUUCAUUUCCACAAAUCCGUCUAAAUCGUCUAAAUCAUUAUUAGCUGAACCCAUAAUUAAAUCAUCAAAAGCACUUAAAAUGGAUGAAGUAAAAAUGAAUCAAACUUCUUCGAUGAUAACUGGUGAAUUGUCUAAAUGUUCGCUAUUAUCCAUAGGUCAAAGGCCAUCAACAACAUCAAUUAAGAAUCGCACUCCAACACCAAAACCAGGAGCUAAAAUUUACCAAUCUGAGAAAGGUAAUGUGAAUAAUAGUGCUAAAGAUAUAAUUACUUUUAAUUGCCGCUAA